AUGGAUGCUCUUCAGAGGACUGAGAAUUCCAUUUAUAGAACAGCCUUCAAACUGCGAUCGGUGCAAACUCUCUGCCAGUUGGACUUGGUUCACAGUUCUCUGAUUCGGCAUGUCCUACUACGGCAAUGCUUCUGGGAAGCAAGAGAGAGCCCCUUCUCUGUGCAGCAGCUUCUUCAGACCCUCCAGGAGCUGUUUCGGAGAGUCAGUGUGGAAAACCCAGGCCAGGUGCAUCCCAGAGCUUCGGAGCUCACCCUGAGCCUUCUCACAGCCCUGUACGACAGCACCAGAACCAGCUUUGUCAAGCUCACCCCUGCAGCCGCGGCCCUGAUCGCCCUCUCCGGGGACAGCCCACUUACAAAAUACAGAGCUCUUUUUCAGCUCUAUGCAGGAAGCUACAGGGGAGCUAAUGAUUCUGGGGCACGCAUGACUCGAAGGGUUCUGAGAAACCUACUGGUAGACCUACAGCAGAUCCCAACUGUAGUGGGGGAGAGUCGUGUCCCGUCCUCUGUGGAAAGCGCUGUACGCAGCUGUUUCCAAGGGGUGUUGAGCCCAGCAAUCAAAGAGGAGAAAUUCCUGUCCUGGUUACAGGCUGAGCCUCCCAUCCUCCAGUGGCUGCCGACCUGCCACCGACUGUCAGCCACUGAAACGGUCACUCGCCCUGCUCGGUGUGGGAUCUGCAGGGACUUCCCGAUCACCGGGCUGAGAUACCACUGUCUGAAGUGUCUCAACUUCGACAUCUGUCAGGUGUGUUUCUUAUCUGGUCUUCACACAAAGGCCCACCCUGUGACGGAGCCCCGUGUCCAGGUGUCAGCAAAGGAGGGCACAAAACUGGUGCUCAGGCCCCUGAGACACAACCUGAUCCCAGGGCGCUGGAGGAGGCCGUGGCUGCUGGACCGCGUGAACCCGAAGGACGUGGCUGAGCAGGCCCAGGCCAGGCUCCUUAACAAACGGUUGAACCGAUGCAAAGACAAGUUGCAAGCCAUCUGUGCCUCCCAGGAAGAAAAAGGUUGCAGAUUUGAAACAAAGAUUCGUGAGCUCACAACCAUCCAGCAUAGUCUCUGGGCCAAGCUACAGCAGAUGGGACAGGAUCUACAGGCAGUGUUGCAGCCGCUACAUCCUUCGCCAUCUUCCAGUCAAAAUAUGGUUUCCAAGGGUGACCAUGGAAACGGUGAAAGGUUUUGGAAGGAAGGAGAUUCUUCCCAGAUCAAGAAUGCCGCUGAGGAUGCUUCUGAACAGGAGCCUCUUCCCGCCCCCAUCGUGACUGACAGAAGUCAAGCACACACACAGCGUGCUCUACCACACGCGGGAUCACCAGAGGCCGUUUUGCAGCCCAGGUCAAUGCGAAGCACCAGGGCACAAAGCCAAGCACAAAAGACCUCGAAGGGAAUCUUCAGCUCCCUACCCGGUUCCCAGAAAGGACUUUUGUGGGAUGCCCCCCAGAUUGCUCCUACUGAAAUGAACCGUCCUGCUCUGGCACCUGUGGAAAGAAAAGAGACAGCUAACACCCAGGAGGGAAAGGAUGAGCUGGAGGAGGACAAACUGCAGGAAUUGUUGUCAAAACUCACAGAUGCCUUCACUCUAGACACGCCGUCGGAGCCGCAGUCUUCAGGACACACGGAGCUGUAUCGCGGAGCUGAGCGAGUGCGAGGGGCCUUCUCUGCCCUUCUGGACCACGUCACCCUGCCCAACUUGAAGUGAAGAGGAGUCCAGGCUCAAAAGCCCCUUGGGAGAAUGAUGGAAUGUACGUUCAAAAUCUGUGUUAAAAGAAUUAAGCCUUCUGCCUCUCUCUCGAUAGUCCGGUGUGAAGCAUGAAGAGAAGUUUUAUUUUCUAAUCUCCCUAUUCACGUGUCUUGGUUCUUCAGAGUAAAGCCUCGAGAGUGAGGGGUGGUGGAGGGAAAUGAAAAGAAGAGGCCAGUCAGAUGGGAUGUGCUGAGCUCCCAGCAGAAGGCCGUUCUUACUUCGAAUACCUUGGUAGUAAUGUUCAAUUGUGAGAUCUACAUGAAUUCAUGCAACUGUUUUCUUCACUAUCAUUUAAAGUACUGAACCGAUGACCUGAUUUUCUAUCUAGAUGCUCCUCUUGGAGACUAAGCUUCGGCAAAGAACUAAAUACAUACAUACAUACAUACAUACACACACACACACACACACAAAUUGAGUGCAUGCACAGCUGAAUCUGAAUAAACUGGUUGCACCAGUGUCCAUUUCCGGGCUGUGUUAUUGUGCUCUACUUAUGCAAGGUGUUACCAUUAAGGGAAAUUAGGUGAAGGAUAUACAGGAUGUCUCUAUAUUAUUUCUUACAACUGUAUAUGAAUCAACAAUUAUCUCAAAAUAAAUUUAUUAAAUUUUAAAACAUGAACGUUUCUCACUAAAACUCUGCAUCCAAUGAGUGUGGCCACAGUACCCAUAUGCCUCCUUUCUCCGUAUGUAUGAUUAGGAUAUAGAUGCUUAAUUUAAUAAUGUCCACAGUGUGGCUAAUACUUUUUGGCUGUUAGAGCACUUAGUUUCUAAGCACCUCUUAUGUACUAAUUCAUUUAAUCCUCCCAACAAACCCUUCCUGAGAAACUGAGGCACAAAGAGGGUCAGGAACUUGUCCAAAGUCAUGUGCUCAGUACCUGAUGACGCUGAGAUUUGAACCCAGCUCCUGAGCCUGUGCUCUAACCACUGCUCUCAGUAAAUCUUGUUACGAUUCCAUUGUUUUACCUGUUAGCUUGAGGUGCAGUCCAUGCUACACUUAGAGAGGCUGUGGAAUUUUGUUUGUGUGAUCUAUAAUUUCUGGUACUGUUUCCAGAGUGAAAUGACGUCCAGUCUUGUAUGAUUAGGACUGGCUUAUCCCUGUUCAGUCUCUCCCUGAUAUUUUUGAAUUUGCUUUUCAGCCUAUCACAAAUUUUUGACUCUGGUUUUGUUGUUUGACAUUUUCACUCUCCUCCUUACUUUAUCCCAGCUUGUUCCUUACAAGUUUGACAAGCAUGCCCUAGAGAAGCAUGUCAGCCAGCAACAGCCCACGGCCAAGUCCUGCCCCCUGCCUCUCUUGUACGGGCUGUGGGCUAAGAGUGGUUAUUACGUUUUGUUAAAUAAUUGAAAAGAUCAAAUGAAGAAUAAUAUUUUUUGACACUUGAAAAUGGUAUAGAUUCACAUUUCAGCGUCCAUAAACAAAGUUUUAUUGGGACGAAGCCAUGCUCAUUUAUUUACACAUUGUCUGUGGCCGCUUUCAUUCUACAAAGGCAGAAUGGAUCCGUGGCGACAGAGACCAGAUGGCCCGUAUCAUAUUUACUAUCUGACCCUUUGCAGAAAAAAUCGGCCACCCCUGCUGUGUAGCACCAAGGUGAGGACGGAGCAGGGGCGGACUGUUCUGUAAGCAUUGAGAGAGUGGCAUCUUUUCAACAUUUUGUAAGAGGUAAUGAGUUUAUGUGGCGGUUUUUAAGAAUAUGGUGAAAGACAUUAGAGAAAGUAGCAUGAAAGCAAAACCAUGAGCCUGUGUGGAAUGGCAGUCAGCGGAAGCUUUCUUUUUUUCUCAUUUCCUGUAUGAUUUUUUAAAUUAUUUUAUUGAGGCCAUAAUACUUUAUAAC
Equus caballus (horse) is the source of this 3566-nucleotide messenger RNA. The record is from RefSeq and is a predicted model, not a curated record. Lineage: Eukaryota; Metazoa; Chordata; Mammalia; Perissodactyla; Equidae.